Corticium candelabrum is the source of this 2481-nucleotide messenger RNA. Its product is annotated as TATA box-binding protein-associated factor RNA polymerase I subunit B-like. The record is from RefSeq and is a predicted model, not a curated record. Gene Ontology annotation, molecular function: RNA polymerase I core promoter sequence-specific DNA binding. The transcript is spliced from 9 exons. Gene Ontology annotation, biological process: RNA polymerase I preinitiation complex assembly; nucleolar large rRNA transcription by RNA polymerase I. NCBI's taxonomy places the organism in Eukaryota, Metazoa, Porifera, Homoscleromorpha, Homosclerophorida, Plakinidae. The coding region runs from base 9 to 1871 and encodes 620 amino acids. Gene Ontology annotation, cellular component: RNA polymerase I core factor complex; RNA polymerase transcription factor SL1 complex.
CGUGCGCUAUGCCGUUGUGUCCUCAUUGCGACAGUCAAACGUUUGAUGUGACCGACGGCUUGUUCUUCUGUAGUCAGUGCGGCACGCAGUCGCAGGACGUGCGACAAGAAGAAGACUACAAUUAUGGACUGACCACGUUGUCUGUAGGUCGUUCAUCUCGAUUUGCCUCAAAGAAAUCUAAAAAACAUACCAAAAAUGAGACGAAGCGUUGUACUGUGUGGGAGUGGAAUGAAGCAUUUCAGUGGCUCUUGAAGAAGCAGGUCGAGGCUCUUAUAGGCAUGGGUUUCGAUAGGAAACUAAAGGAAGCUGUCGCUCAGCUGUGGUUUGCUUAUCUUCGCAAGCUGAACAUUGCCUUCACAGACAGCCCAGAGACCGAAGUACGACGACUGUUUGCCAACAUUUCAAAGAAGAAGUUGAGUGAGCAUCAGGAGAGACUCACUCGAAGAGCACAUCGGAAAUCAAAGAUAACAAGUCUAUCUCAAUCCGCGUUGUAUUCAGACAGCAGCGACGAAGAAACGACAUCACAGCAAACGACACAACCAGCAAAGAAACCUCGAGUUACAUUUAGUGAUGCUGUCAAACAGUCUGAUGCCUCAUCUCAAAAGAAGCAACCGUGUAGUUCUUCUGAGUCCGAAGUCUCCGAUAGAGAACCGUUGACUCCAUAUGAAUGUUCAGACACAGAAUGCCCAUCGGGGGACGAUGCAGCAGUAGAUAUGGAGAUUCCAGUGGCGUUGCGCGAUGCCAUGAAGGACGGCUUGAACAAAACAUACAAAGUCUUUGGUUGUAAUCGUUCAGAAUUGUAUGCGAUGUGUGCCGAUGUUCCUGUUGUUGUUUGCUAUGUGGCCUUGCUGAGUCUAGGACAGACGGUCGUCGAGAUUGAUAUCGUGCGAUGGUUACGGUCGCAGAAACUUCCUUAUCUUGAUAUGAUGUCGUGCCUGCCACAGCACAUGCAAGUAUCUGUGCGUGGAGUGGCUGCUGUUUUUAAGCCUUAUGUAGCAUUGGAGCCUGUGGAUUUGGGGAGAGCCGUCAAGCGGUUGAUUCUUGGGUUGAAUGUACCGCGUUCUUGUUUUCCGUCUGUUGAUUGUGAAGCCGUCUGUCACCGAUUUGCCUCAGAACUGCUUUUGCCAGAGCACGUUCGUAACAUCAUAAGUGGCUUGUUACGAAUUCACACUCCUGACUGUAUCUUGCCGUUCUUCUAUUCCAUUGGCAGUCUGGACUCUACUGGCGUCGGUGGGAUGUGCAUGGCGGUUGUUGUUAUGGCGAUGAGGAUGUGCUACGGUCUCGACGGAGAGCGGGAAUUCAAAUGUCCAUCGCAAGUAGAUCUCGAUUUGGCAUGGUGCGAGUGGCUGCAACUGUAUUCGCAGCAUCUAGUUAAACAGCAUAGACUCUCAAGUCCAACCAACAUUCUUGGCUUGGCUAAAGACUGUCGAUUGUACUUGACGGCAUGGGACUAUCGAAUACCAAAGCGACCACGUGGGAUUGCAGAUAAUGCAGCAAAACGUGUACCUCGUUGUGCUGAGAUUUUUCGAAAGCUCAGUGAGGUAUGUAAACCUCAGCGUACCGAGAAGGAACAAGAUGCAACAUGCAGAUCUGAAAUGAAAAGAAAUUUGAAGCCCGACGUUGAUCCUCCAGCAAGUCGAUAUCAUCAACUCAGAUUACAGAGGGUAGCCAUUCAUCCGGGCUGCAAAGACAUUGCCGACUCUUACCGUCUAUUUCUCAGCAUCUGCGCAAGCCUAAUCGAAAUCAGGAAAGAGGCUCUUCAUUCUGACGUUGCUGUGCAAGAACAGUUGUACAUCACACACUUUGAAAAUGAUCCGAAGCUGAAGAGAAAACGUUUCCGAUCGGAAUCGUUUACAUAUUCGUUUUCUUGACCUGAGUGCAUCUGCUAUUACAGCAGCAGCAUCUGGAUUGAGGAUUAACAUUGAUGUUGACGUGUUUAUUGAUCAGCCAGCUAUGAAAGUUGUGCAUCUGCUGCUAUAUACAGUAGUACACUAGACUAUUGUAUUGGAGGGAUGCAUACACUAGACUAUUGUAUUGGAGGGAUGCAUACACUAGACUAUUGUAUUGGAGUGAUGCAUCUCACAAUACAUUAGACUAUUGUAUUGGAGGGAUGCAUCUCACAAUACACUAGACUAUUGUAUACCUGGCCACAUGGUCAAUGAUUCUUAUAAUGCUUGUAAUCUGCAAGACGACUACCGUACAAGGCACUGAUAGCGAGAGUUCUAUCGAUGAUUGUAAACCUAUCUAUAGACGAAAUUAAAGAAAGCAAUUGGAGUGAGAGGAUAACAGCGAGUACAGAGGCUUUGUCUACACGAAGAGCAUGAAAAUGUUGUAAGCUGGUGCUGUAGUGAUUUAUGUAUCAAAUGAUCCUCAGAUAUCAGGCACUUGAAAUCACAUGUUGUACUGAUAGUUUUUUCGUUGUUAGAUGUAUUGGUAUUACGAUGUGAGUUAGAGUAAAUGUCAGGUGCAUUCAUUGUAUGA